Nycticebus coucang (slow loris) is the source of this 1590-nucleotide messenger RNA. RefSeq lists its product as uncharacterized. NCBI's taxonomy places the organism in Eukaryota, Metazoa, Chordata, Mammalia, Primates, Lorisidae. Gene Ontology annotation, cellular component: nucleosome. Bases 19 to 1383 code for a protein of 454 amino acids. Gene Ontology annotation, molecular function: structural constituent of chromatin; DNA binding; protein heterodimerization activity. The record is from RefSeq and is a predicted model, not a curated record. The transcript has 5 exons.
CUUGGGUGUUUUCCAGCCAUGUCCGGACGUGGUAAAGGUGGAAAGGGGCUAGGCAAAGGAGGUGCCAAGCGCCAUCGCAAGGUUUUACGUGAUAACAUUCAGGGGAUUACCAAGCCUGCUAUUCGGCGUCUUGCUCGGCGCGGCGGGGUCAAGCGCAUCUCUGGUCUUAUUUACGAGGAGACUCGCGGAGUGCUGAAGGUUUUCCUGGAGAACGUGAUCCGCGAUGCUGUCACGUACACAGAGCAUGCUAAACGAAAGACGGUAACUGCCAUGGACGUGGUGUAUGCUCUCAAGCGACAGGGGCGCACUCUUUAUGGCUUUGGCGAUCUUGUAGAUACGACCGCACGCAAAUCCACUGGUGGUAAGGCGCCCCGUAAGCAGUUGGCUACUAAGGCCGCCCGCAAGAGUGCGCCAGCCACUGGCGGUGUGAAGAAGCCUCACCGCUAUCGGCCGGGCACUGUGGCAUUGCGCGAGAUUCGUCGCUACCAGAAGUCCACUGAGCUGCUCAUUCGUAAACUGCCAUUUCAGCGUCUGGUGCGCGAGAUCGCGCAGGAUUUCAAAACAGAUCUGCGCUUCCAGAGCUCAGCAGUAAUGGCGCUGCAGGAGGCUUGCGAGGCUUACCUGGUGGGGCUGUUUGAGGACACCAACCUCUGCGCUAUCCAUGCCAAGAGAGUGACAAUCAUGCCAAAAGAUAUCCAACUGGCGCGCCUGUUUAUCAUGGCUCGUACAAAGCAGACUGCUCGUAAGUCCACUGGCGGUAAAGCGCCGCGUAAACAGCUCGCCACUAAGGCAGCCCGUAAAAGUGCUCCGGCCACCGGUGGCGUGAAGAAGCCUCACCGCUACCGGCCAGGCACCGUGGCGCUGCGUGAAAUUCGCCGCUACCAGAAGUCAACCGAGCUGCUUAUUCGCAAGCUGCCUUUCCAGCGUCUGGUGCGUGAGAUAGCGCAGGACUUCAAAACCGACCUGCGCUUCCAGAGCUCCGCUGUGAUGGCCUUGCAGGAGGCGUGCGAAGCUUACCUAGUGGGGCUUUUCGAGGAUACUAAUCUGUGUCUUGGCGGCUUUAUUUUCAUCAUGUCUGGACGCGGGAAGGGCGGAAAGGGUUUGGGCAAAGGGGGUGCCAAGCGUCACCGUAAGGUAUUGCGAGAUAACAUCCAAGGCAUUACAAAGCCUGCUAUCCGGCGCCUUGCUCGGCGCGGGGGCGUGAAGCGCAUAUCUGGUCUUAUUUAUGAGGAGACUCGUGGGGUUCUCAAGGUAUUUUUGGAGAAUGUCAUCCGUGACGCUGUCACCUAUACGGAGCAUGCCAAGCGUAAAACUGUUACAGCUAUGGAUGUGGUCUACGCACUCAAGCGGCAGGGUCGUACCCUCUAUGGUUUCGGUGGCUAAUCCUUAAGCCAAGUUUCUUCCACAAAACCAAAGGCCCUUUUCAGGGCCACCUAUCUGUUCAAUUGAAGGAGUGGUAACCAGUAGCAGUUGGUGGCCUUUUGUUGGCAUUCAGCGUAUGUAUGUUUACUGAUUUGAGGGCUUCUUGAUUUAUCUCAUAAAUUACCUUUAGCUGUGGACUUGAAAACUUGAUAUUUCCCUGUUCUAUAA